ACACCCAGACCCGGCCCUGCUAACCCAGCCACACUGCACUAUGACCAGCCUCAGAGCGGAUCGAGGGCCCUGGCCCUGCCCUCCUGGUUGUCCUCCAGCUUCAGGCCUGUAGGGGACAGGGGACUGCUGAGCUCAGGAAGCCCAUCUACCAGAGACUCAGACGACUGGACGAUCAGGUCGUUCCGUCGAUUCCAGGAACAGACCCUGAGCCGGUUAGACCUUCUGAACCAUGUGUCUAAUGUGUCGACCCCCCUAGAGGUCAGAGUUCAGACCCUGUCUGACCAACACAGAAACCUCACCCAGGAACUAACGCAACUCAGAGACACCACCAUACAGGAGCUGGACAUCCUGAAAGACCGGAGCAGUAAACUACAGAAGAAGAACAAGAGGAUGGAGGGAAGACUGGCCUCGCUGGAGAGAGGACUGAGACACAGACAGGGACAGGGCAGCAGGCAGACCCAGAGACUGAGUCAGGAGCAGGGAGAGUCUCUCUCCAGCCUCACCCUGGAGCUCCACAGCCAGGAGGGGCGUCUCGACUCACUGGAGGCCCAGCGAGAGGAGCUUCUGGUCGGGCUGAGAGGUCUCCAGGAGUCCCUGAGGGAGCAGGGUCUCCGGAUGAGCCGGCUCGAAGGGAGGCUGGGGGAGCUUUUACAGGGGAAUGUAAUCUCUUCCAGGGGAUCAGAGAGGACAGGAGACCCCAUCACCUCCAACCUCACCCCCCAGGACACAGCACCCCCACGGAGGACCCAGGCCUCCAGAGGACAGAGCCCAAGACAGGACACCCAGACAUAUUACCAGCCCCAGCCUCAGGCUAACACUCAGCCCUACUCUCAGCCCCAUCCCCAACCCCAUUCCCAGCCAAAACACACCAAAGACAGGAGGAUGAGGACAAGACUACAGCCUCCACCUCCCCACCCCACACAGCCUCCUUCUCAGUCCCAGGAGGAGAGGAAGAGGCUGGGGGAGAGAGGACAGGAGAGCCCCCGGCCUGGUCGUCCUCAACAGGGGCCAAAACCACAGUUUGUGGAGGAGACGAGAGAGGAGGGAGAGAUGGAGAGGAGGAGGGGGGAUGAGGUGUGGAGGAGGAGUGAAGUGACGCGGACAGAGAUGAGGAGGGGAGAGGAAAGGAGGGGAGAGAAAGAGCGGACAGAGAGGAGGAAGGAAGAGGAAGAGAGGACAGAGAGGAGGGGAGAGGAAGAGCAGACAGAGAGGAGGAAGAAAGAUGAGGAGAUGAAAGGAGAGGAAUCACAAAUCCAGAACCUUCUCCAGCUUCCAGUGAGACACAAGAUCCCUCUGCAGCACAUCCCCAGGAGAGAAGCCACCAUCUGUAAUGUGGACUCCAUGCUCCUGUUCCCGUCAGCUUCCUCUGAGAACUACGUCACCUUCUCCCGGAGCUUCCCUGCUCUUCCAGAACUCUCCGUGUGCCUGUGGUUCCGCGUCGACGUCGGGUACGUAGGAACGCUCCUCUCUUACGCCACGGAAGACAACGACAACAAACUAGUCCUAUACGGACGCAACUCCUCCUCCUCUUCUUCCUCCACCCCCAACCGAGCAACCCUGGACUUCGUGGUGGGAGACCCUGCGUACCGUGAGCUCCCUGUGGACUCUGUGCUGGACGGGUGCUGGCACCACCUCUGUGUACUCUGGUCCUCUAUCCAGGGACGAUUCUGGCACUACACCGACCGGCGCCUGACCUCCGCAGGGUCAGGGUUCAGGAAGGGUUACGAGGUGCCAGGAGGGGGGAUAGUGGUGCUGGGAGCAGAGCAGGACAGCCAGGGGGGAGGGUUUGAUCCCAACGAGGGGUUCGUGGGGCGCCUGGCGGGGUUCACCGUAUGGGACCGGGUGUUGAGUCCUGGGGAGGUGACGGGGGUGGCUACGGGGAGGGGGGUACCCCGGGGGGUGGUGCUCGAGUUGGGGGACGUUGACGGAGUUCAUGGGGAGGUGCAGCAGGUAGCCUGCGAGUGCCUGGAACACUGUAGCUGAGACGUCUGAUUCCAAACCGACCCUCAUCCCUCGUCCCUAUAGGCACUCCUAGAUCUACAGUGUGGUUCUUUAGGGCAGAGUGGGCUGGUUUUUACUCCUCUGUACUUGAUUGAUCAAUUAAGGUAAUUGAUUUCCCCUCACCUGGUUGUCUAUGUCUUAAUUGUGCGUCAAUUAAAAAUAAAUAAUAACAAACAACAACAACCAGC
This is a messenger RNA of Oncorhynchus gorbuscha (pink salmon), 2189 nucleotides long. Its product is annotated as trichohyalin-like. The annotation marks the transcript as partial. The transcript is spliced from 6 exons. NCBI's taxonomy places the organism in Eukaryota, Metazoa, Chordata, Actinopteri, Salmoniformes, Salmonidae. The record is from RefSeq and is a predicted model, not a curated record.